Molecule: messenger RNA, 8552 nt
Organism: Lytechinus variegatus (green sea urchin)
Lineage: Eukaryota; Metazoa; Echinodermata; Echinoidea; Temnopleuroida; Toxopneustidae
Product: deleted in malignant brain tumors 1 protein-like
Exons: 28
Cellular component (GO): membrane
Source: RefSeq, a predicted model, not a curated record
UUAGCACCCGAACCAACUGGACCCCUUGAAGUACGACUGGUGGAUGGAGCAAGCGAAAUGGAGGGCAGGGUAGAAGUCCUCUACAACAACUCCUGGGGCACCAUCUGUGACGACCAAUGGGGAUUCAGCGAUGCAGAAGUUGUUUGUAGGAUGCUUGGGUUUGUAAGGGCAGUCAGAGCUUCAAUUGGUGCUGAAUUUGGUGAAGGGAACGGAUCGAUUGUUCUGGAUGAUGUGGCCUGUCAUGGACAUGAGAUGAGUCUUCUAGAUUGCCAGAGAAGGGAUUUCUUGGAUCAGAACUGUGGCCAUCAUGAAGAUGCUGGAGUUGUGUGUUCAAAUUCUAAUGUUACUGAAUCCCCACCCACGGUAACAUAUUUUGAGGCAAGGCUUGUUGGCGGAGACACAGAGCGGGAAGGACGUGUAGAGGUCUUCUAUAAUGGCUCUUGGGGAACCAUCUGCGAUGAUCUCUGGGAAAUGAAUGAUGCUGUCGUUACCUGCAGGAUGCUCGGAUUUGGCCCUGCUAUCCGGGCUUACACCUCUGCAGAGUUUGGUGCUGGUGAAGGACCGAUUUUCCUGGACAAUCUGGAGUGUCUAGGAACAGAGGAGAAUCUUGGAGAAUGUCAGCAUAAUGGUCUGUUGGUCAACAAUUGCCAACAUUCUGAAGAUGCAGGAGUGCGUUGUGCUGCUCCUGAACCAACCGAGCCGCUCCAGGUCCGUCUAGUUGAUGGUGCCAACGAACUGGAGGGCAGGGUAGAAGUCCUCUACAACAACUCCUGGGGCACCAUCUGUGACGACCAAUGGGGAUUCAGCGAUGCAGAAGUUGUUUGUAGGAUGCUUGGGUUUUUAAGGGCAGUCAGAGCUUCAAGUGGAGCCGAGUUUGGCCAAGGGAACGGAUCAAUUGUUCUGGAUAAUGUGGCUUGCCAUGGACAUGAGACGAGUCUCCUAGACUGUCCGCGAAGCUACUUUUUGGAACAGAACUGCGGCCAUCAUGAGGAUGCAGGAGUAGUAUGUUCAAAUUCCAACGCUACCGAACCUCCACCUACCAUCGUACAGUUUGAUGCAAGGCUUGUUGGCGGUGACACAGAGCGGGAAGGGCGUGUAGAGGUCUUCUAUAAUGGGUCUUGGGGAACGGUCUGCGAUGAUCUGUGGGAUAUGAAUGAUGCUCUUGUUGUAUGUAGGAUGGUCGGCUUUGGUCGUGCCAUGAGGGCAUACAGCGCUGCUGAGUUCGGGCCUGGAGAAGGAGCGAUUGUCUUGGACAAUCUGGAAUGCCUUGGAACAGAGGAGAACCUUGGAGAAUGCCAGCAUAGUGGAUUAUUGAUUAACAACUGUCAACAUUCUGAAGAUGCGGGAGUGCGAUGUGCCGGCCCAGAACCAACUGAACCUCUCCAGAUACGUCUAGAAGAUGGAGCCAAUGAAAUGGAAGGUCGAGUCGAAAUCCUCUACAACAACACCUGGGGAACCAUCUGCGAUGACCUUUGGGACAUCAAUGAUGGCAACGUCGUCUGCAGGAUGCUGAACUACACCAGGGCCAUCAGUGCACCUAGAGGAGCAGAGUUCGGUGAGGGUGAAGGCCCCAUCUUCUUGGAUAACGUAGAAUGUCAAGGAGAUGAAGCAAGUCUCCUGGAUUGUCAACGGCUUGGUUUCCUGGACCAGAACUGUGGCCAUUCGGAGGAUGCAGGAGUGGUCUGCACAAACAUAAGUGCUACCGAAGCUCCACCGACAACAAUGCCUGUAGUCGACCUCCAGGUGAGACUCGUUGAUGGCACAACUGACCUUGAGGGACGGGUGGAGGUGUAUUACAACGGCACUUGGGGCACAAUAUGUGAUGACCAAUGGGACACGCUCGAUGGCCAUGUGGUAUGCAGGAUGCUCGGCCUGGGCAUGGCCCGGUCGGCCCAAGGCUACGGAGCCGGUCAGGGACCCAUCAUCCUGGACAAUGUACAAUGCCAGGGGACAGAAGACAACCUUGGGGGAUGCCAACAUCAAGGAUUGUUCAAUCAUAACUGCGGGCAUGCAGAAGAUGCUGGUGUCAGAUGUUCAGGGAAUACCACCCAGGAAUCCCUGAGUUCUCUGCAGGUUAGAUUGGUGGACGGCGCCACACCCAGUGAAGGCCGCGUCGAGGUCCUACAUGACGGCAACUGGAGCACCAUCUGCGAUGAUUACUGGGAUCUGCCCGAUGCUCACGUCGUCUGUCGAAUGCUGGGCUACCCUGGAGCAGAGAGCGCCCUCUCGAGUGGGUUCUUUGGACAGGGUGAAGACAGGAUUCUCCUGGAUGAUGUGGAAUGCUUCGGCAAUGAGACGAGCCUUGAGGAUUGCCAGUAUCCAGGAUUCUACCAGCAUAAUUGUCAACAUUAUGAAGAUGCUGGAGUGGUCUGUAGGCCCAGAGUGCGACUGACCGGAGGAGGCAACUACCGCCAGGGUCGUGUCGAGAUUUACUAUGACAACACCUGGAGCACUGUUUGUGAUGACUCGUGGGACCUCAAUGAUGCCAACGUUGUAUGUCGGAUGCUGGGCCAUGCGGAGGCGGAAGCAUACCGGACAUUGUCGUUCUUUGGUCAAGGGGUAGGAGAGAUUAUCCUGGAUGAUUUGGAGUGCUCAGGAACUGAAAGGGACAUCUUGGACUGUCAGCAUGCUGGGUUGUUCAACAACAACUGUGGACAUUCAGAGGAUGCUGGCGCUGUCUGCUCACAAAGAGUACGCCUGGCAGAUGGGGGGACACCUAGCGAAGGAAGGGUUGAGUUCUACAGCAACGGAACUUGGGGUACAGUCUGUGAUGACGCGUGGGACAUCGAGGAUGCCACAGUGGUCUGUCGCAUGCUGGGGUACCACAAGGCUGCAUCUGCUCCCCUUGGGGCGUUCUUCGGUCCUGGUCAGGGAGAUAUCCUGUUUGAUGAGGUAGGCUGUACUGGAGCAGAGAGUGGAUUGAUGGAAUGUUCCCAUCGCGGACUCGGUGUAAAUAACUGCGGGCAUGGCGAAGAUGCUGGUGUUAUUUGUGCAAAUGAGCUUGAUGUCAGACUGGUUGACGGUGAGAAUGACAAUGAGGGGCGUGUCGAAGUCCUUUACAACGGUGCCUGGGGAACUGUGUGUGAUGACUCCUGGGAUAUGAAUGAUGCGCACGUCGUCUGUCGUCAACUUGGCUACCCCGGAGCUGAGGAAUCGUACGGUUAUGCUCACUACGGUGCUGGGGAUGGCCAGAUUGUUCUGGACGAUGUAGAAUGCAUCGGCAACGAGACAAAUAUAGCGUUCUGCAGUCACAGGGACAUUGCGACCAGCAACUGCGGCCAUCAUGAGGAUGCUGGGGUUCUUUGUGCUGAAGGUGGUCCAAUAGAAAACUUUGCUGUCCGCCUAGUCGACGGUCUCAUCCCAAGCAAUGGUCGCGUCGAAGUCUACUACGACGGCUCUUGGGGAACCGUCUGUGAUGACGGCUGGGACAUCAAUGAUGCAAACGUUGUCUGUCGUAUGCUUGGCUAUGCUAGAGCAAUCUCAGCGCCGUUCGGAGCGCGGUUUGGCGGGGGCAGCGGUCAGAUACUCCUGGAUGACGUGGACUGCAGAGGAUCGGAGGCAUCACUACUGGAUUGCGAGAAUAACGGACUUGGGCAGCAUAAUUGCGGGCAUACCGAAGAUGCAGGGGCUGUUUGUAGCUCAGAACCCUCUGAGAAACCCAGCCUUCCUGUCAGACUAACCGGAGGGUCUACCCCAUCUGAGGGCAACGUUGAGGUUUUCUAUAAUGGGGUGUGGGACAACGUGUGUGACAAUACGUGGGACCUAGCUGAUGGAUUUGUCGUUUGCAGGCAACUAGGUUACAGCAGCGUCCGACGGGUCUCGCGUAACUCCCGCUACGGCCAGAACAGCAACCAUUACAGGCUUCUAGACGUCCACUGCACAGGGGCAGAGAACGGGCUUGGAGAUUGUCGGGAAGAGGUCACUGAGGAUCUUAAUAUCUGCAGGUUUGGAAGGGAUGCUGCAGGAGUGUCGUGUGCUACAGCCUCAGAUGGAGAUGUGCGCAUCGUAGGCGGUCCAAACUACCUCAUGGGAAGGGUUGAGAUUUACAACGAGGGCUCGUGGGGCACCGUGUGUGAUGAUGGCUUCGAUCUCAACGACGCCCACGUGGUCUGCCGUCAGGCUGUCUCAGCCGAGGCAAUAACCUUCGCUCCCAAUGCGUUCUUCGGGCCCGGAAACAACAGCAUUGUGUACGAUGAGCUGGAUUGCGGUGGUUACGAGACUAAUUUGGCGGAGUGCCCGGUGGGUGUUGGUUUACGAGGAGAUUGCUCCCACGCUGAGGAUGUGUCAGUAGCUUGUCAAAUACCAGUCCGUCUUGUUGGAGGUUCUGGCCCUCAUGAAGGACGGGUUGAGAUGCGUUACUUUGGUGGGUGGGGAUCUGUCUGUGACUCGGAAUGGAGCAUCGAAGACGGUGACGUCGUCUGUCGCCAGCUCGGCUACAAGGGCGCUGAGGAGGUGUUCUACGAUGCCCACUUUUCUCCUGGAGAGGGCAGGGUUGUUCUUGACGGACUCCGUUGCCAUGGGAAUGAGAGCCAAUUGAUGCUGUGUCCUCAUGAAGGAAUCCUGACCAAUAGGAAUGGCUGUACUAACGAUAAUGAGGCUGGAGUGAGAUGUAGGGAGGAAACCGAUACAACUACCUUUCCUACCAUAACGGGCUACAACCUUGCCGACAAUGCAACAACCUCAAUGGGCGCACCAACCAGCAAUACUACCAUGCCACACCCUACCACUGUACCAGCCGACCCUAGCAAACAUGGACAGGUGCGUCUCGUGGGCGGGGCCACACCCAACGAGGGGCGCGUGGAAUGGAAUGUCAACGGCGUCUGGGGAUCGGUCUGCGAUGACUUCUGGGAUUUGAAGGACGCCACCGUGGUCUGCCGUGAGUUAGGUUUCGUCUCGGCUCGCAAGGCGGUCAUGCUUGCAGGAUUCGGCCAGAGCAAAGGACCAAUCGUCGCUGAUGAUGUCCUUUGCCGUGGGACGGAAGAGAGCUUCUCCAAUUGCUCCAAGAGUGACACCAAUAACUGUGGUCAUUCUGAGGAUGCAGGAGUCAUCUGUAACACAGAGACCACAUCCUACACUCCUAACCUUAUUGACAUGCAAGCCAACGCCACUUUUGCUUCCGGAACCGUGAGCAUCGGUGGAACCAACGACUCAUCAGUAUACGUCUGCAGCGAAGGGUUUGACUUCGCCGACGCUACCGUCGUCUGCCACCAACUUGGGUACCGUAGUGCCAUGAAGACCUAUGAGAAGACUACAGAGCAGGGGGAUGUUAGUGCGUCGGUUAGGUUUGAGUGCAUUGGGAAUGAGGAGAAGCUUGGCGAUUGUUCUGCAGAGGAGUACGAUCCUGUCAACUGGAACUGCCUGCCGUUUGAAGCAGCCGGACUUGAUUGUUUCCCAUCAUACGAGGGUGUGUCCAUUGCCCUGGUCGGUGGCAGUGCACCCUGGGAAGGUCGCCUAGAACUGACCAUCAACUCCGUCACCGGAACCGUCUGCGACGACUACUUCAGCAUGGAGGACGCCCACGUGGUCUGCCGGUCCCUAGGGUAUCCAGGCGCGGUCUCGCUUUCAGGAAGCGGUCUGUUUGGCGAAGGAACGGGAGAGAUCUUCUUGGAUGACGUAAGUUGUUCUGGAGAUGAGGACCAUAUUCUUGACUGUGUUCAUGAUGGUGUCGGGGUUCAUAACUGUGGUCAUCGGGAAGAUGUCUCUAUCAUAUGCGAUGGAGGUGAGGUCCAACCCACAACAGCAGCAGACAAGAUCCGCCUGGUGGACGGGAACUUCCCCUCUGAGGGGCGCGUGGAAGUACUCCACAACGGCAUCUGGGGUACGAUCUGCAAUGACGGCUGGGACAUCGACGACGCAAACACAGUCUGUCGGAUGCUCGGCUACAAAGGGGGCGCCCUACAGGCUGUCCUGUCACCGGAGUUCGGCGAGGGCUCGGGUCCGAUCGUGCUGAGUAACGUUGCGUGCAAGGAAAGCGAUACGAAUCUGUUGGAUUGCGACUUCCCACCGUUUGGCACGCACACCUGCUACUUCACGAGAAUGGAUGCUGGGGUGCGCUGCAGCACAGGAGAGGUCAUACCCAAUCCAUUGAAUGUAGAUAUCCGCCUUGUGAACGGUAGUAAGCCUAGCGAAGGCCGGGUGGAAAUCUUCUAUAACAAUACAUGGAGCUCAGUUUGCGAUGAUGCCUGGGACUUACGCGACGCCCUCGUUGUUUGCCGACAGUUGGGCUUUCCAGCGGCUGCAUCAGCACCGUUACGGUCUAGGUUUGGUCCUGGUGAAGGGCCCAUCGUUGUGGAAGACUUUGGUUGCCGUGGCAACGAGAGUAACUUGGCCGAAUGUGAUCACGACCCGUGGACGAUCCAUGACUGCACGCAUGACGAAGAUGCUUCCGUUGUAUGCCUUGAAGAUUUAUCGGCUCCAUUGCGUCUUCGAGGAGGUAUUUACCCGGGCGAGGGCCGAUUAGAGAUCUACGUAGGGGACAAAUGGGGCACGGUUUGUGACGAUGGAUUCACUUUCACAGAAGCGAAUGUAGUCUGCCGUCAGCUGGGCUAUCCUGGCGUUCUACAGAUAUUAGCGGGUGAACAGUUUGGCGGUCUAGGGUACCUCCCCACUCUACUGGAUGAUCUGACGUGUGUCGGUGACGAGACUUCUCUGACGAUGUGUUUGCAUCGAGGUGUGGGCGACCACAACUGUGUAACUACAGAGAAUGUCGGCCUGAUAUGUAACACAUCUUCAGCCUAUUUUCCCGAUGCCCCUGUGAGAUUGAAUGGAAAAUCAAAUGAUUCGGGGAGAGUAGAGGUCUAUCACGACGGAGAAUGGCGAGCCGUAUGUGAUAACAACUGGGACCUGAACGAGGCGAGCGUUGUAUGCCGUCAGCUAGGCUUCCCCAGGGCUUUCAUAGCAGACACGGGUUCCUACUACGGCGGGGACCCCAUAGGCUUCUGGCUGUAUGACGUCAAGUGUUCUGGUACAGAGUCUAACCUCGGUCAGUGCAGUCACGCCGAGUGGGGUCAAGGGUCGUGUGCGUUCAGCCAGGAAGCAGGAGUAAUGUGCUUUCCAGCGAGCGAUGGUGACGUUCGUCUAGCGGAAGGAAGGAGCUGUCUGGAGGGAAGGGUUGAAUUCUACACUGACGGUGAAUGGGGCACCGUUUGUGAUGACAUGUGGAGCAGAGAAGACGCUGAUGUAGUAUGUCGACAGCUAGGCUUUGGUCCAGCCUCUGGGGUGUUUAGUGGUGCUGUGUUUGGGGGAGGCAACGGACCUAUCCAUGUAGAUGACUUGGAAUGCACUGGAAAUGAGAGUAGCCUCACGGACUGUAUGAGGAGAGAGGACGGAGAGCAUAAUUGCGGCCAUCAAGAAGAUGCUAGUGUGUCGUGUACAUUACCAGUGCGUCUAUCUGGUGGCAACUCUACUAGUGCGGGUCGCGUCCAAGUCUACUUCGAAGACCAGUGGGGCAAGGUCUGCCGGGACGACUUCACCGACAUCGAGGCCGACGUCGUCUGCCGCCAGCUGGGAUUCGCCGGUGGAAACCAGACCGACGCCGCGCAGUACGAUAACACCGAUGGACUGUUUCAUUUGGACAAUCUAUCAUGCCGCGGUGAUGAAUUAAUGAUAGGCAUCUGUCCUCACAACGGAUGGGGCAAACAUGAUUGUUUCGAAGAAGAAGAUGCAGCAGUUAUCUGUUUUUGAAUGCCCUCCUUCAAAUCUAUUGGAAAUAUUUCUUUGAGAGAUAAGGGCAGGACAAGUCCCUCUGCAAAAUUGUUUCACUGAUUCCGAAGACAAGAAACGUGUAUCAGGACUCGUUUUGAAAAAAGCAUCCACCCUAAAUGCACUAUCCUGCACUCAGACAUUAGUUAUUUAGACUUAAGUCUUAGUAAGUCUUAAUAAGUUGCACUGUGAAUACAUACGACCAUGCAUACAUGUGCGUUGUAUGUAAAAUAUGUAGGCUGUCUCAUCGACUUGACUAAUAUAUUUAUUGUGUACAAAAAAUAAUUUUAGCUUUCUUCCUGGGAUUGAGCUAUUCACCCAUGGCAGGAUUGCCAAUUUCAAUUCCAUGCUCAAAGUCUUUGAAUAUCUAGCAUGUUAUUUACUGAAACCAUUUGAACCCUGUCUACAUGUUGAUAUGUUUUUUCAGAUAAACAGCUUUACUUUAAAAAAAAUGAUAACUUGCAUUAUUACAGUAUAUUGCUAUCCAUAACAUUGUAUGAAGUAGAGCAUAUAUGGAGUAAAACUCCAUUUUCCUAUCUUGUACAUUAGAAAGUACGUGCACAAUUUAAUGAUUGUUGACCCCUCCCCAUGUCCCCAAAAUGAAUGUACGAAGUCAUUUCCUGUUGUUUUUUCUAAAAAUGAGUUGAAAAUUAGAAAACGUAGGCAAUGCCUCAUCAACUCUCUCGAUUUGUUUUGCUCUGUGGUAAACAUUGUUUUGGUCGAUUUGCCCAUGUCUUGCCGCAUUCUCCACUGCAAUCAUCAAGCAAUAAUAAUAUGAUAAUACGCAAGAGUUCAUUUGUAGAAUGUAAAUAAAUAUUGCUACAUUUUUAUGUACUGUUAUGUUUACAAAA